Aspergillus glaucus CBS 516.65 is the source of this 2208-nucleotide messenger RNA. RefSeq lists its product as uncharacterized. The transcript has 3 exons. Lineage: Eukaryota; Fungi; Ascomycota; Eurotiomycetes; Eurotiales; Aspergillaceae. Gene Ontology annotation, biological process: cytoskeleton-dependent cytokinesis. The coding region runs from base 1 to 2208 and encodes 735 amino acids. Gene Ontology annotation, molecular function: GTP binding; molecular adaptor activity; GTPase activity. The record is from RefSeq and is a predicted model, not a curated record. Gene Ontology annotation, cellular component: septin complex; cell division site; septin ring.
AUGAGGCCUCCGGUCCCAGACGUCCCUCUGCCUCGUGCCCGCAAGGCCUCCUUCGAACAGCCGGGGUCUGAUCCCCGCAUUACUUCCCCCGCGACUUUCUUUCUUUCACGACGCCCCGAUCACGACCCCUACCCCGAUUCUGACUCCGACGACGGCGAACCCUCGCGAGAUAGUAUGUACGGCGUCCAGAGCCUCGAUGAAGCCGUUCAUCAGGCUACGUUGGCCGCAUCCGAAUGCGACGAUAUCCCCGCAGCGGACAGCGGUAAACUGUCCCCCAACCCGGCUUUUCAUAACAAUAACGAACACGAUGCGACCGAGGCCGCUCAGCGGAGAUCAGCCUUCAGGGCAUUCGAGUUGCUUCACUUCAAAUCCGAUCCUUCUUCCUCCUUCUCCUCUCUCCAGCCUCCACCUUCCGACCCGGCUUCAUCGCGUCCCUUGACACCGCUUAAUCUCAGCAGUCCAGAUGAUCAUCCCUCAUCGCUACCCAGCAGUCCGAAAUCACUGUCGGAUCAUUCCCUCAAACCGCUGGACGAUGUUUCCAUUACAGACGAGCAGGCUAUCGUCUCCGGGGAAGAAGACAGUGACGGCCGCGAGGUGCCGGAAGCUGGUACUGACAGCAUGCCUCAGUUAAUCAUGCCUAGUCUUAGGAUGCCUAGUCGGAGACCUUUUACAGAGCGAGGGAAAGCAAUGGGUCGGUUAAAGGUGCUCCUGGCUGGCGCUUCUGGUUCUGGGAAAACAUCGUUGAUCAAAUCAAUCGUGCAAGAAUGCGAACACAUUGUACAUGUUGACCCCUUCCCUCCUUCCUCUUCUUCGACACGACGACGCCGGUCGUCUCGUGCACAGUCUCAUGGCAUGCGCUCAGCUAUGUCAGAGAUCCAUGCGAGCACCAAGCCGUAUCCCUCAUGGUGGUCGGAUUUGGAGGAUUCACGGAUUCUGCGAAGGAGGAAAAGCAUGGGCGACAUUGUGCUUGAGCGCAACCUCUGCUUUGUCGACACACCCGCGACUUCGUUAAGUCGUACUGAGCAGACUGAGGUCAUCAUUUACUACAUGCGCCAGCAACUUGGCCGUGCUAUUGGAGCUCUGGAUUCCUCGAAUGUUGACUUUCAAAACAUGCUCGCUGGGAACGGCGGUUCCCAGGUUGAUGCAAUCAUCUAUCUCAUCUCACAGAAUACCCUUGAAGAAGACGUAGAAUGUAUCAGGAAGCUCUGUGAUUUCACGAAUGUCAUUCCAGUCAUAGCCAAAUCAGAUCUCAUGUCGUCUGACCAGAUCGCUGCCCUCAAAUCCACCUUUCAAAAACAAACUCGAGCUGCUGAUGCAAAACCUUUUCUUUUCGGAAAUCAGUCUCCAGGUGAGACAGAUACAUCUGAAUCCCAGAUGCCUUUUGCGGUGUCGUCCGCAAAGUCCAAUGACGAGGAUACCAUGGACGCCAGUACCUUGAUGAGCCCGGACUACGUUCAACCCUUGGUAUCAUCUGAGUUAAACCUCCUGGUCCAAAACCUAUUUGAUCGAGACCACUUGGCCUGGAUGCGACAUUCUGCAUCCAAGAAACUCGUUCAAAGACAAUAUGAGCAACAACGACCUAUGCAAUCACCCAGGACGCAUCAAUGUUCGCCUUCGUUGAGCUCCUCCGUGUCACUAUUAACUUCUCCAAAUCACUCUUUAUCCUCCCCCAGUUUUGCCUCACCCGCCCUUAGCGGCUCAUUGGAUUACACACUAGCACGAAUAACAGAUCACACCCAGCGAGAAGAAGGACUAGCCCAAGUGCACUUAGUCAAAUGGGCAGCAGACCUACAACGAAGCCUCCAAAACGAACGCGAAAGAUACGCAGCAAUGGCCCGGGGCGAACGCGCCGCCUGGCUAACAGAACGCCUCAGCGAAUGCGUCGUAGACGGCUCCCUAGUCCCCAUCACCACCAACCAAACACCCACCACCUUCGGCGGACCACUGCGCGUCUCCCCCGAAAAUGCAAGAGGAAAUCGCGUCCAACUCCAAACCAGACAAAACAUCAAAUACCACCACAUCAUGGGGUUAACGCCCCACGACCCGUUGGGUGUCGUGUGGUGGACGGACGAUCUCAGACAGCGAGGGUGGAAGAUGUUCCAGGUCAUUGGGAGUUUCGGGGUGGUUGGAGGGCUGGCCCUCUGGCUUGCUAAUUUCUGGGGCUUUCCGCCUCAGAGUCUGGCUGAUGUGUCUGUGGACUGGUGGUGA